Messenger RNA from Clarias gariepinus (North African catfish), 969 nucleotides. RefSeq names its product C-C chemokine receptor type 5-like. The transcript has a single exon. Bases 1 to 969 code for a protein of 322 amino acids. Gene Ontology annotation, cellular component: membrane. The record is from RefSeq and is a predicted model, not a curated record. NCBI's taxonomy places the organism in Eukaryota, Metazoa, Chordata, Actinopteri, Siluriformes, Clariidae. Gene Ontology annotation, biological process: phospholipase C-activating G protein-coupled receptor signaling pathway; positive regulation of Rho protein signal transduction. Gene Ontology annotation, molecular function: G protein-coupled receptor activity.
AUGGAAUAUACGGCAGCAAAUGGAAGCAAUGCAACAACCAUAUUUCUUUACCAAUAUUCCUUGCAAAACAAUACUCAGUUGAACUUGAGGAAUUUGACAACUCUGGCUGAUCUUCUAGCUAAUUGUGGUGAAAUUGGACUGACCCGUUUGCUGGCACCUAUCCAGACAGUUGUGCUUAUACUUGCCCUCCCAGCAAACGCAUUACUGCUGUGGCUGUUGGUAAAGAACAGAAAGGCUCUGUCACCCUCUGAGGUUUUAGGUCUCAACUUUGCCCUACUCGGUGUGCUAUAUUGCCUCAGUCUGCCACUGGGGAUCGGUAUUACAACUGCUAAUACCCGCUCUGGUCUUCUCUUAAGCAUUUCAAAUGCCUUCGCCAACCUCAGUUACUUUGGCUGCCCACUCCUGCUGACCAGUAUGUGCUUGGAACGUUAUGUGGCUGUGGCACACCCUGUGCUCUUCAUAAAGCUGGGGAAGUGGGAGUAUCGUGCUGCAUGUUCUGCCAUCAUCUGGUUUCUCACGUGUAUUAUGUCAGGAGUCAUCUUUGUCUACACCCUCUCAAAUAUGGCUCUGGUCAUAUCCAUUAUUAUUAAUGUCAUGUUUUUUAUCAUGGUGAGUUGCCUGUUCGGGAUUGUGUGUGUUUUGUGUAAAAAGGGGCCAGGUGAAGGGGACCAAAAUAAUUCAGUUGUAAAAAAGCGAGCUCUGAAGUAUGUUGUAGCAAUAUUGGUGCCCUCAACUAUAAUCUAUUUGCCAAUGCUGGCUCUGGCUCCAUUUAUUCUGAUAAUAAAAAUACUUGCUGAUAAAAGCACAAAUUACCUUCUGUGUAUUUUCAUGGUGAUGUUCUGUGUUCUUCCCAAUUUUGGAGUCUGCAUUGGGCCCUUAUUCUACAUGGCCCGGCUGAGGCAAGUAUUCUGUCACAGAAAUAGUAAAUCAGGAGACACAAGAGAGACAACUACAGGCCAGAGAACCUAA